Arabis nemorensis is the source of this 1821-nucleotide messenger RNA. The record is from the annotation of a GenBank genome assembly. NCBI's taxonomy places the organism in Eukaryota, Viridiplantae, Streptophyta, Magnoliopsida, Brassicales, Brassicaceae.
AUGGCAGAUCGAUUGACACGUAUUGCUAUCGUGAGUUCAGACCGUUGCAAGCCUAAGAAAUGUCGUCAAGAGUGCAAGAAGAGCUGUCCUGUGGUCAAAACAGGAAAACUUUGUAUUGAGGUGAGUGUUUCUUCGAAGCUUGCUUUUAUCUCAGAGGAGCUCUGCAUUGGUUGCGGUAUUUGUGUGAAGAAAUGCCCAUUUGAAGCUAUUCAGAUUAUCAAUCUUCCCAGAGACUUGGAGAAAGAUACGACCCAUCGCUAUGGGCCAAACACUUUCAAGUUGCACAGGCUUCCAGUUCCAAGACCGGGGCAGGUCCUCGGGUUGGUUGGGACAAAUGGUAUUGGAAAGUCAACUGCUCUGAAAAUUUUAGCGGGAAAGCUCAAACCAAACUUGGGCCGUUUCACUAGUCCUCCAGACUGGCAAGAAAUCUUGACUCACUUCCGUGGGUCAGAACUUCAAAACUACUUCACCCGUAUUCUAGAAGAUAAUCUUAAGGCCAUUAUAAAGCCACAAUAUGUUGACCACAUCCCAAAAGCGGUUCGAGGCAAUGUUGGAGAGGUCCUCGACCAGAAGGAUGAGAGAGAUCAGAAGGCAGAGCUCUGUGCUGCGCUAGAGCUGAACCAGGUCAUUGAUCGUGAUGUUGAGAAUUUAUCUGGUGGUGAGCUGCAGAGGUUUGCAAUCGCUGUUGUUGCCAUACAAAAUGCAGAGAUAUACAUGUUUGAUGAGCCAUCUAGUUACCUUGAUGUUAAGCAAAGGCUCAAAGCUGCUCAAGUUGUUCGUUCUCUCCUGAGGCCUAAUAGCUACGUCAUUGUUGUGGAGCAUGAUCUCAGUGUUCUUGAUUACUUGUCGGAUUUCAUAUGUUGUCUGUAUGGGAAACCAGGAGCCUAUGGUGUCGUGACACUCCCUUUCUCUGUCAGAGAAGGAAUCAACAUUUUCUUGGCUGGGUUUGUUCCCACAGAAAAUUUACGUUUUAGGGAUGAAUCUUUAACGUUCAAGGUUGCAGAAACUCCUCAAGAAAGCGCUGAAGAAGUACAGUCGUACGCUAGGUACAAAUACCCCACCAUGAGCAAAACUCAAGGAAAUUUCAGGUUGAAAGUGACGGAAGGUGAAUUCACCGACUCUCAAAUUAUUGUAAUGCUUGGGGAGAAUGGUACAGGGAAGACAACAUUUAUCCGGAUGCUGGCUGGUUUGUUGAAACCUGAUGAUGAUACAGAAACAUCAGACAUAGAGAUACCAGAAUUCAAUGUUUCUUACAAGCCACAGAAGAUCAGCCCAAAGUUUCAGAAUUCAGUUAGACACUUGCUACAUCAAAAGAUUCGGGAUUCUUACAUGCAUCCUCAGUUUGUGUCGGACGUGAUGAAACCACUUCAGAUUGAGCAGUUGAUGGAUCAAGAAGUUGUCAAUCUCUCAGGAGGAGAAUUGCAAAGGGUUGCAUUAGCUCUGUGUCUCGGAAAGCCUGCGGAUAUAUAUCUGAUUGAUGAGCCAAGUGCAUAUCUCGAUUCAGAGCAACGUAUUGUGGCUUCUAAAGUCAUAAAGCGAUUCAUUCUCCACGCAAAGAAAACUGCAUUUGUAGUCGAGCAUGACUUUAUAAUGGCAACAUAUUUGGCAGACAGGGUCAUUGUCUAUGAAGGACAGCCAUCCAUUGAUUGUAUUGCAAAUUGUCCUCAAUCACUUCUCAGUGGAAUGAAUCUCUUCUUAUCUCACCUGAACAUCACAUUCAGACGAGAUCCCACCAAUUUCAGACCAAGAAUCAACAAAUUAGAGUCAACCAAGGACAGGGAGCAAAAGUCUGCUGGUUCAUACUACUACUUGGACGACUAA